AUGUCCAAGUUUUACUUAUCUGAUUGUCAUUCUGAUUGUUCAUGUAAAAAUAGAAUUGAUGACAAUGUUAUUAUAUUAACAGAAGAAGAAAAAUUAAGAGUUAAAAGAUUGAAUUAUUAUAAAUUUCUUGAUUCUUUAUGUUUAAAAGCAAAAGAUGCUAUUGAUGAUUAUUUACAUGAUUCUGAAUCUUAUGGAUUAAAUGAAUUUCAAAUUGAUGAAAGGAUUAAAAGUUAUUUAAAGAUUAUUAAAAAGGCAAUUGAAGGUGAAUUGGAGCAAUAA
Molecule: messenger RNA, 279 nt
Organism: Insectozyma verbasci
Lineage: Eukaryota; Fungi; Ascomycota; Pichiomycetes; Serinales; Debaryomycetaceae
Source: the annotation of a GenBank genome assembly